Chaetomium strumarium is the source of this 2040-nucleotide messenger RNA. RefSeq lists its product as uncharacterized. The transcript has 3 exons. The record is from RefSeq and is a predicted model, not a curated record. The coding region runs from base 1 to 2040 and encodes 679 amino acids. Lineage: Eukaryota; Fungi; Ascomycota; Sordariomycetes; Sordariales; Chaetomiaceae.
AUGGCGGCGACCUCCAAUCCUCAGUACCAACAUUUCGUUCCUCAAUUUCUGCUGAACAACUUCUCUCACCCGUACAAGCCCGAUGGCGAAGGCUCCAGAAGGCGGCGGGGAACCGGGAAGCGCAAGUACGAGAAGGGCAUGUUCCCCAAGGAUCCCGUCGUCCGCAACCUCGACCUUCUCGCGGACCCGCCGACGAUCUGCGAGAAGCCUGUCAAGCGCAUUCUGGGCCAGAUGAACAUGUACCAGGACACCAGCAAGCCGGCGGACCAACAACAGCAUGUCGAGAAGCUGCUCUCCCAGCUGGAGAUGCGUGCUAGCGAGAUAUUCCGGAAGAUCACCAAGGCAUUCGAGCAGAAGGAACCUGGCUUGUGGCUCACGCGCACCGAGCGAAACCUACUCCGCAAGUUUCUUUUCCUGCUCAAGUACCGUGGCGACGGCUUCCGCCGCCGCUUCUUCCAUCAAAACCCCGAGGACUACAGCGAGAAUGACAGAGAGCUGCUGCGCGAGUACAUGGCCAAGCACGGCUUCAAGCGGCCCGUGGAUGUUUGGUUCCACAACAUCAAGACCAUCAUCGAGCUGGACAUGGACCCCGAAGGAAGGUGGCCCAUGGACCUUCCCAAGCGCAUGUAUCCCGACGAUGCUAUGUGGUUCUUCUGCUACGAGGCCUUCUCCUACAUGGCCAUCUGCACCCCUUCCGAGGCCAAGGACGAGUUCAUCCUCACCGACAACAGCUACAACGUUUUUGAAGGGCCUAAUCACCUCGUCAAGGACGCAAACUCUGGCGAGCUGGGUGCCUCUGCCUACACACCCCUCCACGAAUUUGCCCCAAUAUCCCCCAAGCUCAUGAUCGUUCUCCGAAGCACCGUGUUGCCCAACCCUCUGGAGGAUGCAGACCCCGGGGUCAAGGAGCACCGGGCGUUUCAGCGGUUCCUCACCAUCGGCAUGGUCUACGACUACGAGGUCAGCUCAUUGUUAGCCGACUUGCCCAUUGAGAAGGCGGAAAACAACUACACGGAGGUCGUUGAUGGUCGGAUACGUCUGAUCGGCGGCGAAGAUGGCGUGCGCCGGAAGGACCACAAAUUCUGCUUCAGGUUCUUUCCCAUCGGCUCCAAACACGUGCACACCAUCAAUGGCAUUCUGCUCGACAAUGCCAGUCCUUGCACCAGCGUGGUAUUCGAGUCGCAAGAGAGCUUUGCGAGGACGCUGGAAUGGUACCUCACAGCCCCGUGCACCAUCGGAAAGAACAUUGUCCCUGGGGAUGUCGACGGCCGUGGGGCGACCCUGAAGAAGCUGGAAAGCGUGUCGCGCGCCCUUGGAUCCGACAAGGAAACAGUCUGGAUGGACCUGGAAGGCGUUCCAACCAUCGACUACGAGGAUUUCCGCGCGAGAAAGCUCGCACAGAAGCGCAAACUCAACCGAAUGUUCGAUGGAGACGGGAGAUCCUUUUUUGAAGAGAUGGCGGGGGAGGAAUCCCCGGAGCCUGAACCCAACAUUCCCGUUGCUGAGCUCUAUUCACUACUCGGGGGUUCGAUAGUGACGUUCAUGGAGGACUUGACACAAGCUCAGCGGAUGUGGACGCUUCGAGUCAAAAUCGACGCUUGGUCAAGCGGAAAGGUCGACGAGGCAAUCCGGCACCGCAACCGUGAGCUGCUCCUUGAUGCGUAUCUCCGGCUCCCACCACGAAGAAUAUGGCAGUACAUCAGACUCGUCCGCGUCAAUGUUCUCAAGAUCCACUACAGCAUGCCGAUGGACGACGGUGAGGGGUUUUCUGGGCCGGAAGACGCUGUGGUGAGAGGCAUCCCUGAGGUGCAGAGCCUGGCUCGUCAGGCGCAGCUUGAGGUCUUGAGAGCGGGUCUACAGCACAGGGUUGGAAAGGAGAUGGCGCUUUUCGAUGAAGGGGAACGGGUCGAGCUUCUAACUCGCAGGCGGGUCAGAGGAAGAUUCAUGGAUGCUGUCAAGGGAAGACUGGAGGCCCCGGUGUUGAUGGAGCUAAAGACGGUACUUUUCGAAGUAGCCUACCCAACUCCGCCGGAGGGUUAG